Molecule: messenger RNA, 8836 nt
Organism: Gadus macrocephalus (Pacific cod)
Lineage: Eukaryota; Metazoa; Chordata; Actinopteri; Gadiformes; Gadidae
Product: adenylate cyclase type 9-like
Exons: 2
Coding region: 1409-3259 (616 amino acids)
Biological process (GO): intracellular signal transduction; adenylate cyclase-activating G protein-coupled receptor signaling pathway; cyclic nucleotide biosynthetic process
Molecular function (GO): adenylate cyclase activity
Source: RefSeq, a predicted model, not a curated record
CCCUCACCAGCCGCCCCCCCCCCCUAUUCCAGAGGAACAACGCCUGCUCUUCUCCUCGAGGAGGCGGGAAGGACGGCGACGUCUGACAGCCCACCGGAGACGCGUGUCGCGGGCUGACGGGAGGAGGAGAAGCCAUUGGUGGGGAGGACGGGAGAGGAGAAGCUUUAAAAACGAGACGCCGGACAGCGGGCGGUCAUUGGAUCUGGAGGGGGGCGAGACUCCACAACACACCCGGGUUUAGAUGGACGGGGUUUCUGGUGGAGACGAGACGUGUCGAGGCUGGCUGUCCUACACAAUGAAAUGAAAUGCAUCGAAAGGUACAUGAGUUUCGGGAAGAAGACAGAGGGGAAUGAGAACAACAAUUUCAUUGGGCAUACUUUCCACUCGCUGAAGAAAUAGAUGAUAAACGCCGGGGAAGACAAACUUUUCUGGGAAGCCUACAGAAUCUCCUACAUCCAGUCCUGCAUCCUGUUAUUCCACGAUCGCAUUGGUUUUCCAACAGUCCUUCGCUGAAUACGCUUUGUGAGCGCAAAUCGUCUCCAUUUGGAGACAUCAGCAGGAGAUAUUCCUGCAGGAGUAGGCGCUGCGGGAAAGGACGGGGCUCAGUCCACUGGUGUACUACCCAUUCGGGCUAUUGCAAGAAGCUUCGGAAUAGUGAACACCGAUGGGAAUGGACGUGAGCGUUGAAAGCUGAAAGACAUUCAACAAAAGCAGGGGAAGUCUUUCUGCAGCCUUUUCCGAAUACCAGGUUUGCCUAGGUCUUAAUUUAUUUUGCAAAAUAAGGGUUGUGAAGUUGUUCAUUCUGAAUGCUGCAAACCUUGUGAAAUAUCCGAUGUAUGAUAGACUAUUAUUCAAUUAUGGAUAAGAGCUGAUCUAAACGCCAUUUUUAAACAAAUAUCUGCCUAUGUUUGAUUAUAAUUGCAUCACAUGGCACAUCGAGUCGAAGGAAAUCAAAGAAUACUGAUUGCCAAAAGAAUUGCGGCAGUAACAAAGCUGACAUAACCCUUUAAUCCAGCAAAUGUCAUAUUCACGUGUAGUAGCUGUCAUUUUCCUAGUGUGUUGCCAAUAAUUGGGACGAAGCUCCAACAGUGGAGGUCUGAGUUUAAACUGAAGCAGACAAGUAGGCCAGUGGGUGAACCAACAGACUCAAGUGCGUCAAAACAGUCGGAGUAAAUGGAAUGCAUGGAUGGACCACCCAGGAAAUACAUUUUUGCAUUUAGACUAGUUUAGACUAGUUUGGCUGUGGUCCUGGCAAUCAUACCUUUAAAACCACACCGUGUGGCCUAGUAUCCUGUGGAUCCCUAGAUUGCCUUUGUACUCUUCGCCUUGCCCCCUCACAUCUCCGGUUGCACCUUUCCGCAUAGUGUGGAUCUUCGAUUCUAGCAAACAAACCAACCGAAUUGCAACAAUGGCGUCCCCCCAACAUCAGCAACUGAUCCCCCACAACACAGAGGCUAGCUGUGACUCCAGCGGGGAAGGCAGCGUCUCCGUGAGGAUCAGCAGCAGUGGGAAACACAAGCAUGGAGCCGGGCCCCUGGGGGCCAUAGGAGGCGGCUUCAUAGGGGGGUCCAAGCACUGCAAGUACAGCAUCUCGUCCAGCUGCAGCUCGGGGGAAUCCGGGGCCAAGAGAGCCGCGGUCAAGAACUUCCGCUCCCACAGGAACAUUCCCCAGCUCUUCGAGAGGUCCGCCGGCCACUUCUGGGACCCCAAGUUCGACUCGUCCAUCCUGGAGGAGGCGUGCCGCGAGAGGUGCUUCCCCCAGACGCGCCGUCGCUUCCGCUACGUGCUCUUCUACCUGGCGGCGGCCAGUGUCCUCUGGGGGCUGUACUUUGCCAUCAACCCUUCCCGCUGCGACCGGAAGGCCUUCCUCCUGCCCGCCGCGGCCUUCCUCCUCUUCUGCCUUCUCCUCUUCCUGUUGACCUUCACUCGGUUCUACGGCCGCUUCUACAACCAGGUGUCCCUGCUGCUCAUCCUGGCCACCUUCUCCCUCACGCUGGCUCCCCAGAUCCGUACGUCGGGCUUCCGGGACUUUGAGCCUUCGCCCGUGGAGUUGGACGAGGGAGUCUUCAGCGGCAUGGGGGCUGAGUAUUAUAACGUCUCCCUCGGGAAGAACGCAUCGCAGUGCUCGUCAGCCCCGUGCAUCUCGCCCGUGGGGACCUUCUCCCUGUGCAUGGAGGUGCUGCUGUUGCUGUACAGCGUUCUCCACAUCCGCCUCUACGCCUCGGUCCUGCUCGGGCUGCUCUACUCGCUCGUCUUCGAGGGUCUGGGGUGGCUGUACCUAACCGGAUUGACGGAGGACCCCGGCUCGGCCUCGCAGGCGGACUGGGACACGCUCCGCUGGCUGGGCCCGGCCAAGGCCCUCCUCCACCUGUGCGCCCACGCCAUCGGCAUCCACCUCUUCAUCAUGUCGGAGGUGCGCUCGCGGAGCACCUUCCUCAAGGUGGGCCAGGCCAUCAUGCACGGGAAGGACCUGGAGGUGGAGAAGGCGCUGAAGGAGCGCAUGAUCCACUCGGUGAUGCCGAGGAUCGUCGCCGACGACCUCAUGAAGCAGGGCGACGACGAGCUGGGCGACGGCUCGGUGAAGCGCUACUCCAGCAGCGGGGCCGCCGCCGCCAUCUCCAGCCCGAAGAGCAACAAGCGCAAGAAGACCUCCAUCCCCCGGGGGCACAUCAUCUUCAGACCCUUCAACAUGAAGCGCAUGGAGCCCGUCAGCAUCCUCUUCGCCGACAUCGUGGGCUUCACCAAGAUGUCGGCCAACAAGUCGGCGCACGCGCUGGUGGGCCUCCUGAACGACCUGUUUGGACGCUUCGACCGGCUCUGCGAGCUGACGUGCUGCGAGAAGAUCAGCACGCUGGGCGACUGCUACUACUGCGUGGCGGGCUGCCCGGAGCCGCGGCCGGAGCACGCCUACUGCUGCGUGGAGAUGGGCCUGGGCAUGAUCCAGGCCAUCGAGCAGUUCUGCCAGGAGAAGAAGGAGAUGGUGAACAUGCGCGUGGGCGUCCACACCGGCACCGUGCUGUGCGGGAUCCUGGGGAUGAAGCGGUUCAAGUUCGACGUGUGGUCCAACGACGUGAACCUCGCCAACCUGAUGGAGCAGCUGGGCGUGGCCGGGAAGGUGCACCUGUCGGAGGCCACCGCCAACUUCCUGGACGACCGCUACCUGCGCGAGGACGGCCGGGUGGUGGAGCGAGUGGGGCAGAGUGUCGUGUCGGACCAGCUCAAAGGUGGGUGCUGCUCAAUCCUCAGCUUAACGGAAUGAUGGAAUAGAACUCAUGAUAUGAUCUCAUGAGUAUAACGUAUAUAUGUUUCAUCUGUUGUAUUAUGUCUUUGACUUUCACAUUCGAUGAUUGCCAUUUCUGCAUGGCCUUUCCCUUCCCCUCUUCCACUGACUAAGUUCAAUUACGCGGUGUCCCAGACACCCCCCCCCCCCCCCCCCCCCCGGGGCAUGCUCUGCUAACCUUGUUGGGAGCUCCAAGGAUUGCUUCGCCGCGUUGUCAUGCUGCUAUUCUCUCCAGAUUUGCCUUAUCGUGUGUCUGGCUCCUCCGAUCCCCCUGGGCCUAUCGGUUACCCAGUGGUGGAAACCUUUUGGUUGCGUGAUUAAAGGCAGAAAUCAUCCCAACGAACAAAGAGGCUUUUAAUCGGGCUUUUCAUCAUUCAAGGCCUGUCAGCCUAUUGUCGGCUUUUGAACGAGGUCACAGCAACUAAUAUCCUUGAGGAUCGCGGCAGUGCAAUUCAGCUUUGGUGUGUGUGUGUGUGUGUGUGUGUGUGUGUGUGUGUGUGUGUGUGUGUGUGUGUGUGUGUGUGUGUGUGUGUGUGUGUGUGUGUGUGUGUGUGUGUGUGUGUGUGUGUGUGUGUGUGUGAGGCUGCUGUUCCAUUCAUGAAGCUGUGUGAGUAUGCUGUUCAUGUUCAGCAUAGUAAGUGUGGCAGGUAGGAUCCCAGUCUUGUCAAAAUAUGUAUUCGUAGUUAUUAACACUCUCUUUAUGGCUGGGAAAUGGUUUCUGUUCUCCCUAGUGCUGGUGUCUCUGACCCUCUGGCGUGUUUGCAAUCAUUUGUUGUUAUUCUCUUCACAUUGUCCUUCCCUCGUCCCUGUUUCCUCUGGCCUGCUCUUCCUUCCUUCCCUCCCUUCCUGCGCAUCUCCGGCGACAGCUCUAUAAUUUACAGUUCUCCCUCUCUCUCUUUCUCUCGCCAAGGCCUCACACCUCCUUCCUCUCCCUCUGUCUCUCCAACCGUGACAUUUAUCGCCGCCCGACACAAAGCGGCAAUACAGCGCAUAAUAUCUGUGACAUCUCAAUGACCGUCUCUAAAGUCGACCAGACCCACUCAGCCGUUGGCGUUAACACACCGUUGUCUGUGUGUGCGUGUGCGCGCGUGUGUGUGUGUGUGUGUUUACAACGUGCUGCCUGUCAAACUGUCUGCCGCUGCUGUCUGCUUGGAUUUACAUUACUUUGGCUGAGGCCGCUGCGAGGAGAUAAACUAUUUAAGGGCGACGGUAAAAAGGUUGUUUUCUCUGAUGCUCGGCUAACCAAAGGGAUUGAUUUGAGGGGGUCUAGGAUUCCACCUUAUCACUAAGAGAUUGAUGAUGGGGUCUUUAACGGCUACAGUAUGCUGCUCUUCCCUUUCUUUGCACAUCCUUCAUUGUGUAUUGAGCACACCUCUGAGAUAUCUUUUAUUUUGAGGUUUUUGUGCCAGCGAGAGAACAGGCUCAGACGGACUAUGGGAUUGUGGCGGGGGAACCGGCCUUUGUUGUGUUUUCUCCGCCUGUGUGAACCUCGGGGGCAGGUCUGCAGGGCUUUAUGGAUUCUGCCAGCGUUCCGUCCCUUGGAUUCCUGGCUCUCAUCUCAAUCGUUCUGACCCAGCUAUCCGGUCGCUGGGCACUCGCCAUCUGCUUUUCAUGUUUCUUUCAGAGCCGUUCAGGUCGUCGUACUGCCACUCGUCUCACGAAUCAGACUUUAUAUCAAUAAUGUGAAGUCUGAUGGCAAGCUCGAACCUGUAUGAACUCUUUCAUUCACUUCGUAUUCGACCAAUCGCAGUGCUAGAAGCACGGAUCCAUCAGCGCGUAAUUGGCUGUUAAAGCUGUGGUGGUCAAUUAGGAGAAACCAGCCAAAGUCAUCUAGAUAUUGAAAGUAUUCCACUAAACUUCCUCCUCUUUCUUCAAGACUACCUCAAAAGCCUCACCCCCAAAGCAUGUGACUAGCUCGCUAGCUAUAGCAACAGGGCUGCCUCGCUCUGUGGAGGACUCAGGCCAUGCGCCUGUCUAUCCGCGUACCUGAGUAGGUACGCGGAGAGACAGGUUGUCCAUCCAAGCAUUUCAUUUGGGCUUAUUGAAAUCAUUCGAAAGACUUCAAGGUCUGCAGCAGCCAUAGGUCCUUGAUGUUAAUCAGUAUUUUUGUCAGAGAUUUUAAUUGAUUGAUUGCUGUCAGAUGAAAAGAGAGUUUCAAUAUUUUUUCCUAAUAUAAAUUCUCUACCCUAGCUUGAACACUUACACUGUAGAAAUACAAUAUUCCUGUCAGAGCAUUUGAUAUAUCGAUUGCUGUUGGAUGCGAAGAGAAUUUCAACAAAUACGACAGAAAAAAGAGUCUAAGACAGAUUCUCUGCCCUAGCUUAAACACUGCAAAUGUAGAAACACACUCAUUAAAACCCCAUUUUGGUGUGUGUGUGUGUGUGUGUGUGUGUGUGUGUGUGUGUGUGUGUGUGUGUGUGUGUGUGUCUCAUUGUGUGUGUGUGUGUGUCUCUCAUUGUGUGUGUGUGUGUGUGUCUCUCAUUGUGUGUGUGUGUGUGUGUCUCUCAUUGUGUGUGUGUGUGUGUGUCUCAUUGUGUGUGUGUGUGUCUCAGUUUGUGUGUUUGUGUGUGUGUGUGUGUGUCUCUGUGUAUGUGUGUGUGUGUGUGUGUGUGUGUGUGUGUGUGUGUGUGUGAGACACUAGAGGAGCUAUAUCUGGCCUUGUUCCGCUGCGAGGCUCGUGGCCGUGUGCUAGCGGUGUGGCUAAUGCGGAGUGAUGGCACCUGUAGGAGAUAGUCCCAACCACGGUUAUCCCCCUGGAGACGGCCGAGUCACUGCCCGGCCCCCCCCCAGGAGUCUCCCUCCACCACACCGGCUGCUAGAACACAAGAAUAUGAAUAGUAUUAUUAAAAUACUAUAAUACUUAUUCGUGGGGAGAAUACUUGCAGAGGACUGCUGACAUGGUGUCAUUAAUGUAGAAUUAUUGCAAUAGGGCAAUAACGCAAUGGCAGCCUCCUUUUUGGAACGAGGAGCAUUUGAGCGUUUUAUCGUGGUUUUAUGGUCAUUGUUUGUUAAUCAAUCGUGAUAUGAUUCGUUUGAAACUGCCUCGCCGUUUCUCAUGCGGCACAGAGCAAAACCGUUUCCAUUAGCCUAGGGUGCGGUAUAUUUGAGUUAAUUUAGGAUUUUACACCACAAUCUCCCUCUUGAGUCCACCCAAUGUGGCGGAGCAUCGCGGACAUAAAAUCCAUGAUCCAUUCUGAUGCACAAGCCCCAUUGAUAAAAAAAGAGGACUGUAGCGGUUUAUCUGGUCUGGGAACGUUUUCACCGCAAGACGCAUUGCAGUUUCUCAACUUCGAGACUAUUCCCGUGGAGAUAAGAGCCUGAUCUGAUGGGCUCACCGCACGAGACCAGAGAGGGUUCCGGAAGCUCAGAUGAACUGUGCUUAAAGCGCAAACGUGUGAUGGGGCAUGACUGCAUAAGCGGUACGGGUGAGAUCAAUGACCCGAUGGAUGUGAAUAUCAAGGAUGUAUGAUUUAAAAAAUGUGUUGAUUUGUUGUAUCAGUGGAUCAGGGGUGAAUCACGAGGACAGGGGUGAUCCACAGGGGUAGACCACCUCAAACCCAUUUGUUCGCUUCGGGUCAAAUGGGGUCACUGGUGAACUAUCCCGAAGGUCUCCUUUAAGUGGGACCUUUAUCAACUUCACUGCUUUCUUGCUGAGCGCAGCUUUGUUCUUUGGUGUGUGGGAGAGCAGCCCCCCCCCCACCCCACCACCGCCGCACCGACCACCUCCGCCACCACACUCCCAUCAGUGCCAAGCCAACUGGAGAUUUCUAAUUAACCAUUACUGCUGGGAUCCUGCAGGUUUGAGGGAUUUAUCUUAGUCAUUUUCCAUCUUCUUUUUCUCUCGCUCUCUCUCACCUGCGCGUGUGUGUUUUCCUUCUAAGUGAAGAGGAUAUUGAUUGCCUGUCAUGAGACGGCUAUCACGGUCAUGUCCUCCGUGACGAGUGGGGUAAAGUAUUUUCCUCAGUGGUUGGUUCUUACCAAAGUGAGGGCUGGAGGGUAUGUGCAGGUUUUUUCGUUCUCUACUUAACGAAAAAACAUAAAGGCUAAUUAUAGCGGCACUAUCAUUUGUGCAAACUGUGGUUUGCACAAAUGAUAACGGCAGUGAGCGUGCAUUCUCCACACACAACACCCCUAUGGGAAGAGGCUUCAGACUAGGCAAUGAGACCGCUUAAUGAAAGAGAAGAUCUAUUCUGCGCCCCGGAACCAGCCUUUGGCUCUUUCCUUCCCAUUGUUUCUGGUUUAAUGGGCUUUCACAAGAGCAACGUGCUGGUGUGUCCCUGCCUUGAGACCAGGGUGUUUCAACCUGUGGUUCGCGUACCACAGGUGAAGAAACGAGGGUGAGCUGAAUCGCGAUUAAACGAUUGGAAUGCAGCCCUUGAGUACUCCGGUUGCAAGCCCUCUCGAUGAUAAUUACUGUUGGUACGAUCUGUAAUGGAGACCCAUAAUUAGCUAGCCUCUGGUUUGAACUGCACAACAUAUUUUCAAUAUUUGUUACGUGCCUUCUUUGGCGGUUCUGUAUUUUGUAUUAUUAGAAAUCCCUCAUGAGAAGUUUCCUUAUUAUGUUCCAUUAUUGUUAAUUCGUUAUGCUAUAUUAUGCAACACUGCCGUUGGCCUGCAUAGUAUCACUUUAAUGUAGACUUGCACAGUCAGGAAAAAAAGGAAACUCUUUGUCGUGAUUCAAACUUCUUUUACUUGUUGUCAUUGUCGGUUACACAGAUGAGUGGUGAUACGGCAAAUGUGAAGAAAGCAUUUUCUCCACCCUGAAUCAUCUGCUCACCCAGUGAAGCAAUCUCCUUCGUCUGUCAUCUUCACUUUCACUUCAUCGGUACCACAGCCAUACACACAUAAUGAAACGAUGUUUAUCUCUAUAUAUAUAAUGCAGCCGUGCUUCUUAUACCUGAGGUUUGUGUGUGUGUGUGUGUGUGUGUGUGUGUGUGGGAGACUGUGCUUGUGUGGGAGUGUGUAGUGUUGUGUUGUUGUUAAGGCCCAGGGCUUGUUCCGUAUGAAAUCAGCAACGGCACAGUAUCCUGCGUGUGAAGACACCGCAUGUGAAACAGGCUCACAGCAGCAGUCACAGCGAAUGAGGCGAGCAGCAGCCGAGGGCUGGAAGGGCUGGAUGUGAGGCGCGGUCUUGUCGAGUCUUGAUCAGAUCAGAGGUCAGAGGUCACCCAGCCAGGUGUGAUUGAGGAACAACAGGGCGCAAAUGAGCCAGGAGGUGGAUUCAGCUAUAUCUGUUAUUUUGUGAAGAUUGUUUGUAACACACACACACACACACACACACACACACACACACACACACACACACACACACACACACACACACACACACACACACACACAUCAGCUGUUCAUCUUGUUCUCACACAACCGUUGUACUCACACUGACACACUGGUGUAGUUCUGCCUGGAAGCAGCCAUCCUAGAAAGCACCCCUCAUGGGUGUGUUAGCUGAUAUCAUUAUAAUGAGGGCCGCAAGGGUUUUGGGUGAGACAUCAUGACUGCAUGAUGGGGCAAAAACGUGUAAGACCUUGAUGUAUUCUUUCAUACAUGUGGUCG